AUGAUAGUCAGAAAUUUCCAAAGGUUCUUUCUCUUGAGCAAAUCUUAGCAUAAUAUAAUAAGGCGCACAAUUUAAAGAAAUUUAUUGUCAAAUUAAGUUCGACAAUUCUCUGGAUCAAAAGUUAUGGCAGCAGGUAAAUAACAUGACGAAUCAGAAUUUACAUACGCUCAAUUACUCGAUGAGAAGACGUAAAAUCAUCCGAGCUAUAGUGAGGAAAAACCUCAGUUUAAACUAAUAAUCACUGAUAAAACUGUUUAAGAUGAAAGCAAAAAAUAUUUGAAGAUUUAUGUAGACAGUGGAGGAUGCUCAGGCUUUCAAUAUAAUUUCAAAAUGGUAAACGAUCUAGAAGAAGAUGAAUUAGUAUUUGAGAAGGAUGGAGCCCAUGUAGCUGUAGACGAGACUACAUUAGAAUUUAUAGAUGGUUCAGUAAUAGACUAUAAAAAAGAGAUGAUCAGGUAAUCAUUCGAAGUAGUAGAAAACCCAAACGCAGAACUGGGUUGUAGUUGUGGAACAUCUUUUGCUCCCAAAGACAAAUGA
Messenger RNA from Stylonychia lemnae, 537 nucleotides. Lineage: Eukaryota; Ciliophora; Spirotrichea; Sporadotrichida; Oxytrichidae. The record is from the annotation of a GenBank genome assembly.